UUUCCGAUUCCAUAGGACGAUCCACGUUACGUAUAUCUGCGUAGAUAACGCGUCACUGGUGGCGGUGGCGGACGGACGGGCGGACAGGCCAACGUAUAUAUAAGAUACGGAAACAGACCGGUCAUUCAAUGCGCACACUGUGGUUAUGUGUUCAACAUAUUAUAGACCUACUUCGCAACACUGUCCGUGUCUCGCAUAUGCUGUUGCUGCCGCACAAACGACCAGUCCUCGUUCAUUCAGUCCGUGUAUUUCGGUUUAAUUUUCGAUUGGUCGCGUUUCACGUUUCCGUUCAAUCCGAUUUCGAGUACGGUCGUUCGUAUUUUUGUAUUCAAUGUGUGCAAUAGUAUAUGUAUUUAAAUUUUAAAAUAUUAUACUAUAAGCUCACCAUAUACACACAUAACCUCGCCAUAGUCCACACAGACUUCUAUAGUAAUACUUUGUUGUCGACUCCAGCACAUGACGGUCAACAGUGAGGUCCAGCAGACUCCAGCGCAAAAUAUGGACGAUACGGAAUCAUCGUGUCCGAAAUGCGUUUUCGACCGCCUGCCACCGGAAAUGAUCCGAUUCAUAUUCCGGAAGCAGUCCACGGAUGAUCUGCUACAGGCGUCGGCGACCACCGAUCGAUUGUACCGAGUGGCCCAGCACCACAUGUACGCGUCGGAAGGCGCACUGCUAGUGCGCGGUGGUCAGGACACAGCGGCCACCGUGACGCGGACGUACGACGUGCGGAACGUAACGUCACUGUACCUGGUGGACGUGUAUGACUUCGACCGCGACGUGCCCAGACAACUGAGACGGUUCGACGAACGCAGCAGUGACGACGGCGAACGUAACGAAGAAAACGGUAACGAAGGCGGUGAACAUAGCGGCGACGACGACGACGACGACGACGACGACUGCGUUGGCAGUGCAUGUAGCGACGGUGAAUGUGACGACAGCGAUAAAUGUCGUGGCAGCCGAUCGUCUGCGUUGGAAGUGUUGCACGUGGGUUACGGCCGAGACGUGCAGUACGCCAACCUGCCGGUCGAAAGUCUGCGCCGCUUGUUGUCCGAAGUCCGCGCCCGGCGGGUGUGCUUCAGCAACGUGGUGAUGACGGCCGAUGACGUGGCCGACGCGGUGUCUGCCAUGCUCGAGGCCCGCGACGACGCUGACGACCUAAACGGAAACAACGGCGAAAACGACGACGACGACGGCCAAAGCGGCGACGGCAGCGACAGUGGCGUGGACGACGACCUCGACCGCCGGCCGCCGGUGCUCAGGUGCUCGCACGACCGGGCCGACGACCGCCGGGUGGUCGAGCUCAUGGACGCCGUCGAGCGCACGUGCGCAGGUCUGCUGUCCGAGUUCAGGGUGACGAUCCGCCGGCCGGCGCCGCACGCGUACGCCGUCUACCCGGUGUCCCGGUGCGGGAGCGCGGCCGACUGGGACGACGCGGCCAACGCCGCGGACGCCUCGGCCGCCGUCGCCGCCGAGACGCAAGACCUGCUCGCGCUCACCGCGGCCGACUGUUCCGGACUGGGCCCGGCCGCGUACAAGCGGUUGGUGCCCGCGUGCCGCCGGUUGCGCCGGUUGACCAUGAAGGCCGCCCGGCAAGUGAACGACGACGGGUUCGUGGCUGUGGCCGGGAUGCCGUCACUCCAACACCUCGACGUCGAAGGCCUGUCGAACGUCACGUCCGACGGUCUGCUCAGUGGUCUCGUGAGCGCCACCGGACUGCAGUCGCUGGGCCUGGCCGAUUGUCCCUACGUGACGGACGACGUGCUGCGCCGGAUCGGCGAGAUGACGCAGCUGCGCAAUCUCCGGCUGGACCUGACCGACUGCGACAAGACGACGGCGGCCGGCGUGACGGACAUGCUCGCCGGCUGCGAGCGGCUCCGCGACCUGGACCUGACGCUGCCGCUGAACGCCGGUUACGUGGCCGCGGCCGCGUCCGCCGGCCGCCUGGACCAGCUCCGCGCGUUUCGGCUGACGUUCGAGCGGCUGUCGUUCCAAGACCACCUGGACGAUCAGCCGGCCGACGUCGACUGGCAGCGGUCGCUGGCCGCCGGUUUUCCGGACCGCGUCGAAUUCAGCGUCCGGCAGACGUUCACCAGGAUCACCGUGACGGUCGACUGAUCGGUGAACAACGCGCGAAGUCCGACGUCGGCGCUUUUGGGCGGCGGGUGGCCGGUGUACUCUGACGCGUUUGCUUUUUCCGCUUCGUAGUAUCGGUCUGCCGACAAGAUUUGCAAACGCUUCGAUGACCGACCGACGCACAUACAAGUCGAAAUACAUUACAAAAACCGUAUGACGCCGGUAAUAGAACAUAUCGUGUGUGUGUGUGUAAUGUGCAUAUUAUUAUUAUUAUCAUGUAAAUUAUUGGUACGCAUGACAAAUACUAUUUCCGAUUUGUAACUUUCCGGUUUUUGUUUUUAUACCAAUCACGUUCAAUAAUAUGAUUGGUACCCUUCAACUCGACAUACCCGCGCCGUACACAUCAUACACGAAACACAUAUACCGUUGUACAUAUUAUUAUUAUUACGAGUCGGCGGCACUCGCGUUGCAAAAAAUUCAAACGGCGUCACCGACUGAGAACUGCUCGAGAUUAGUUUAGCUUGUCAGGACGAGAGAAAACCACUCGUCCCUUUGUGUGCCCGUCACCACUGUCGUCGUACGUUCAGAUAUUGUAUAACAUUAUGCCGCUGACUUUGAUCGAAAUCGAUACACGCACAUCUGGUUCCGAUUUGUUGGCGAGUGCGCGUCCGCCAGGUUUCCGUGUGAUUCAAACGCUGUCGCGCGUGCCGAAGUGGUGCGUCGUACACGUGGGACUUACGUCGUUGUAACUUGUACAUAUACGGAUAACACACAAUCAUUAACAAAUAUAACAAUAUUAUAGUUAUAUCGUUAUCGUAUAUCCAUAUUUUAUUAUACUCUACUAUUCAUACUCACUCCUAUAUAGCGUAAAUUAUCUUAUUUUACUUUAUAAUAUUGUUGUCGUUAUUAUUAUUUAUAAUAUUUAUAACAUGUCGAAACUAGUCAAAAAUAGUAAUUUGUUAUCGAUAACGAUAAUCAUGUU
This is a messenger RNA of Rhopalosiphum maidis (corn leaf aphid), 3055 nucleotides long. RefSeq lists its product as uncharacterized. The record is from RefSeq and is a predicted model, not a curated record. Gene Ontology annotation, biological process: SCF-dependent proteasomal ubiquitin-dependent protein catabolic process. NCBI's taxonomy places the organism in Eukaryota, Metazoa, Arthropoda, Insecta, Hemiptera, Aphididae. Gene Ontology annotation, cellular component: SCF ubiquitin ligase complex.